AUGAAGGGUCAGGAUGAAGCGAGUAGCAUUGACGGAUUUUCUUCCGAUGAGGAAAAUGAUACUCCAUUAAUUAAAUCUAAAAAAAUGAUGCAGAGAGAUUAUUUCGAGGACAACGAGAGCGAUGAUGAGAGUGAUCAUGAAGAUGAUGAGAAGAUGCUGGAGCAGAAAGAAGCUCAGGAACAACCCUGGCCUAACGCUGAAGAACAUCAAAUAGCGACUGAAGGACUGGAAACCAAGGUGAUUGGAAAGGAUCACAACGAAGACUUGAAGUUGCAAAAGCUAAAGAAUCUAAAAAAGCUCAGAGCCGAAACAAGGAAUAAGCAUAAAACAGGUGUCGUUUACCUCUCUAAAAUACCUCCGUAUAUGAAACCUGCUAAAAUGAGGCAGGUGUUGUCCAGAUUUGGUGUCCUAGAUAGAUUAUUCCUCAAAAAAGAAGACGACCAAAAAUAUAAGAACAGAGUAAAGGGUGGUGGUAACAAGAAGACCAUGUUCGAGGAGGGGUGGGCAGAGUUCCUAAGAAAAAAGGACGCAAAACUAUGUGCUUCUACUCUCAAUGGGAACAUUAUCGGAGGCAGAAAAGGGAACUUUUAUCAUGACGACAUCAUGAACGUGAAGUACCUGUCGGGCUUCAAAUGGGCUGAUCUGACUGAACAAAUAGCCAAAGAAAAUGAUAUCAAACAAGCAAAACUUCAACUUGAAAUUUCACAAGCGAAUAAGCUGAAUGCUGAGUUCAUUAGGAAUGUGGAAAAAAGUAAGAUGAUCAAUAAGGUUAAAGCUAAAAGAAAACUAGAAGAGACCACUAAUGAAGAAGAAGAUCUUCAAAGAACAUUCAAACAGCGCAAUGUUACUACUAACCGUGCCUCAGGUCAGAAGGAGCUGAAGCAGCAGGUAUCGAAGGACUUAGAUACCGUCAUACAUAAUUUGUUCUGA
Molecule: messenger RNA, 930 nt
Organism: Lachancea fermentati
Lineage: Eukaryota; Fungi; Ascomycota; Saccharomycetes; Saccharomycetales; Saccharomycetaceae
Source: the annotation of a GenBank genome assembly